This is a messenger RNA of Hemibagrus wyckioides, 897 nucleotides long. Its product is annotated as EEF1A lysine methyltransferase 3-like. Gene Ontology annotation, molecular function: protein-lysine N-methyltransferase activity. Gene Ontology annotation, cellular component: cytoplasm; cytosol. The record is from RefSeq and is a predicted model, not a curated record. Lineage: Eukaryota; Metazoa; Chordata; Actinopteri; Siluriformes; Bagridae. Gene Ontology annotation, biological process: peptidyl-lysine methylation.
AUGGAUAAAGUGUUUCCCGAUGAAGAUUAUUUAUUUAAAGACAGUUUCUCUGCUAAUAAAACAUACACUUUUUUUGGCCAGGUUAUUAAAGAGGUUUUUGGAGGGGAUUUGGGAGUCGCCGCUUCAGUGUGGGACGCAGGAAUCCAGCUGUGUGAGUUUUUGGAGCGAGAGCGUGUGGAAGUGUGUGAGAAGCGUGUGCUGGGACUCGGGGCAGGAAGUGGUUUGGUCAGCAUCCUGGCUGCUCGAUUAGGAGCAUGUGUGACGGUGACGGAUCUCCCUCAGGUUCUCCCCCACACCAUGAGGAACAUCAACUCUAACACGCUGCUGACCGGUUGGCCGUCCAAACCCCCCGCCGUGUUGCCGCUGCUCUGGGGUCAUGACCUUGAGCGGGUCUCGUCUCAGUGGGAUCUGGUGCUCGGCUCGGACAUCGUCUACAUUCCUGAGACGUUCCCUCUGCUCCUCCACACCCUGGUCCAUCUGAGUAAAAGUGGCGCUGUGGUUUAUUUCUCCUCGAAAAUGUGCAGAGAACACGGAGCUCAUGAGUUCAACCACACACUGCUGCCUCAGAGCUUCCAGGUGGAUCUGGUGCACAGAGACACUAAAAAAAACAUCAACAUCUACAGAGCCAUGCUGACCAGGGCACAGGAACUAAAGCCGUGGUUGGAGAAGCUGAGAGCCAAUGAGAUUGCAGGAUUUAAGAUCCUGAAGCUUGUGGUCAAAACAGUGCAGUGGUCACUUCCUGGUGUUGACCAGCUGCAGUCUGCUGACGCUCGGGUUUCUCUUCACUCCCUCGAUCCUGUUAGUUCCGCUGAGUUUCAGAUAAAAGCACUGAGUUUAUCUUCACACACUGAUGUCACUGAAUCUUCAGGAGUUUCUCCACGCUGGAGUUCUGUGUGA